Humulus lupulus (European hop) is the source of this 1155-nucleotide messenger RNA. Its product is annotated as ribosome-inactivating protein gelonin-like. Gene Ontology annotation, biological process: negative regulation of translation. Gene Ontology annotation, molecular function: rRNA N-glycosylase activity. Bases 115 to 1014 code for a protein of 299 amino acids. The transcript has 2 exons. Lineage: Eukaryota; Viridiplantae; Streptophyta; Magnoliopsida; Rosales; Cannabaceae. The record is from RefSeq and is a predicted model, not a curated record.
CUACUUCUUAAGUUGUUUUCUCUCUUUAGAUGUCCAUUUAAUUUGGUGAAAGUGUGAAGGUACUGUUCCAGUUCACUGCAGUAGACGUGUUUUGACAGGAAGUGGAUUUUGAAAAUGAAAGGAGGAUCAAAGAUGAUGAUGAUGAUGGUGCAGAUUGUGGUGGCAACAUGGAUAUGGUGGUCGAGUAUCAAUGCAUUUGGAUGGGCAAGUGAGGUCCCUCUAACAGCAACCUACAGCAGUGUGAGUUUCAACACUUCAUUCCACGAUGCGAGUGUGGGAUUCUACCAGAUGUUCAUGCAAUCUCUACGAACAGAAUUGUCCAGUGGAACCGAGAGCCAUGAAAUUCCAGUGCUGCGUACAAAAUCCACAGCGGUCGGAGACCAGCAAUUUGUGUAUGUGAAUCUCUUCAAUCCAAGUGUCUCCAUCACCUUUGCAAUACACAGUCUCAACGCAUAUGUGGUGGCCUAUCAAGUAGAUGCAGACGAGCGUUGCUACUUCUUUAGAGAAACUCCUCCCAAUUCGAAAACUUUACUUUUCAGUCAUUGUAAGACAAGGGUUGAUGUUAAUCUCGAAACCAACUAUGUCAAGUUAGGAGGCAGAGAGAAAACCAGGUUGGGAUUCAAGGCAUUAGACCAGUCCCUAGAUGCAUUUAAAAGUUUUGAUAGCAAGGAUCCUAAUGACGAGCUUCGUCAAAAUCUUCUGGUUGUUAUCCAAAUGGUUGCAGAGGCUGCAAGAUUCAAAAAUAUUCAGCAAAUGCUGGAGUGGAACGGCUUUGAGUCAGGAUUUUUCCCAAGAGGUGAUAUUAUCAGCUAUGAGAAUAAAUGGGAGGAUCUUUCCAAAGCAUUCCAGCAAUCUGAAGAUGGAAAAUUUCCUGAGAUUGCACUACAACAUGAAGACUACACUUCACGCUAUGUGUCCACGGUUGCAGAAGUGAAAAACGACAUGGGACUCUUGCUGCAUAUAGCCACAGCGAUGAACGAAGAAAGCUUUGAACAAAGAGCUGCUACUAUAUGAUAUCUGUUGAUGCCUUACACAACAGUCGACACUUAGUAAUUAAGUGGGUGAUUCUUUUAAUCAUCUUCCUACAUGCUAUAUGAUGAUAUUUGAAAUAAUGUUUUAACAUACGAGGAAUAAAAUCAUCCCACUUUACGGCUC